Messenger RNA from Corythoichthys intestinalis (scribbled pipefish), 1080 nucleotides. Its product is annotated as proline-rich protein HaeIII subfamily 1-like. The transcript has 3 exons. Lineage: Eukaryota; Metazoa; Chordata; Actinopteri; Syngnathiformes; Syngnathidae. The coding region runs from base 1 to 1080 and encodes 359 amino acids. The record is from RefSeq and is a predicted model, not a curated record.
AUGGCGUAUGCCCUCAGGGAUGAGGAGCCAUGCCACCUCCCCCCACGCCCGCUUCCACCACUGCCUGCCAACCCGGACCCCAAGCCACCGCUGAAACCCCACCAACCAACAUGGCACACCGAGGGACCACCACGGCCCACUAGCCCCCGGGGCAGAAAAGGAACCCCACCCAGAGGGGGCAAUGCCCUGCCGCCCCAGAAAAUCACCUUCAUCCCCCAAGGAGCCACGGACAGCGCCCCAGACCAUCCGUGGCACACAUCGGGACCCCCACGGCCCACUGGCCCCGGGACAGGAAAGCAUCCCCACACGGAGGAAGCAAAACCCCACCAGCCCAGUAAAUUGGCGGGAGUGAAUGUGGCUCAUCCCUCCUGCCGCAGCUCUGGCAAAAGGGCCACUAUCAUCCCCACGGGACCCAGGGCGGUCCACAUCCACACUCAAGGAAGGGAUGAGGGGACGCGCCACUUUCCCUCACGCCCGCUCCCACCACUGCCUGCAAACCCGGACCCCAAGCCACUGCUGAAACCUUACCAACCAAGGCGGCACACCGAGGGACCCCGACAUCCCACUACCCCCCAGGGCAGAAAAGGAGCCCCACCCGGAGGGGGCAAUACCCCGCCGCCCCAGCCAAGUGCAAAGUGGCCACAGUCAUCCCCCCAGGAGCCAAGGGCGGCACCCCAGAUCAUCCGUGCACCAUUAACCAGCCCUCAAGGAAAAGACGAGUGGACCCCCUACCAACAAUCACCCACUUGGACCUCUAGCCACCGCCACAACCCCAAAACUGACGUGGCACACUGCGGGACGCCUACAGGGCAGGAAAGGAUCCCCACACGGAGGAAGCAACACCCCGCCACCCCAGUCACCAGGGGGACUGAGUGCGGCUUACCCAUCCUGCCACAGCUCAGGCAAAGGGACCACCAUCAUCCACCUGGGAGCCAGGGCGGCCCACAUCCAAGGUCAGGAAAGGGACGAGGGGACGCGCCACUUUCCCCUACACCUGCCCCCAAAACCACUUGUGGCAGGAAAGGAUCCCCAACCGCAGGGAGUGACACCCCAAGAUGCCCAAGAAGGAUGCCUAGGUAG